AUGGCAAAUUACCAUCCAUUCAACCACAAAAACAAUGAUCACCACUCAGCCAUCACCAUUCCAACACUAACCUCAACCCCAAGGUCAUCCUCUCGUUGUUGGAUGGCGUUGGAAAUUUUGGCCACCCUUCUCUUGUUCCUUAUUCUCUCCUUCUCUACACUCUGCCAUGGUCAGCAGCAAUCUUUCUCGUCAAGCACCUCUGCCCUCCCUCUCUCUCGUGCCUAUCAAUACAAUCAAUCAUUGAGAGAGGACGGUUCAUUUGAUAUAUUGUGGUCCAUUGACGAAUCGACUCAAGACUUGUACAUGGCCAUGUCGGUUCGAACGUUAGGUUGGGUCGGCUUUGGUUUUCAUAGUUUUCGAGAUCCAUACUCACCAACUCCAGUUCAAGUUCAAGGCAUGUCUCGAGUCGAUAUGGUGAUUGGUUGGAAGGAUGGAAUAAGUGGAGUGGCCCAUGUGUAUGAUACGUUUGCUGUGUCAAAUUCAAGACCUCUACAAGAUGUUCAGUUAGGUGGAAAGGCAGAUGUACAUUUGGUAGCUUCCUAUGAAGGCAAUGGAAGAACCAUUAUUGAAUUUAAGAGAAAACUCAACACUGGAGAUGUUUAUGACGUGGCCAUUCAACGAAACAUGUCACUGAUUGCCCUGUACGCUUAUUCACAAUAUGACCCAGCAAAUAAUGAUUACAAUGCACUUCCCAUACAUUCGGUGGAUUCAUUUGCAGUGAUUCCAAACUUUUGGCCACACCACCCACAACUUUCACAAAAUCAAACCAAUUCGACACAAUUAUCAGGCAACACGACCUUCACUUUUGGAAGUGUGUCUAUGACCAAUGGAACUGUCUCAAGUAAUGGCACAGAUAUGAGUCACGAAACGAAUAGGACCAGCUCUUCGACAAUCUCCUCUUACAAUAAUAUUAAUAAUAAUACCAACAACAACCAUAAUGGAACAGUGCCACAAACAAAUCCUCCAGCAAAACCUUCUUUAUCAGGUGGUAAAACAAUGGCCUCUUCUUCCUCGUCCACUAACUUGUCUCCGUUGUUCUCAAAAAUAGUGAGUAAGAUUCCUCCACCACCACACGGAAAAUCUCAGGCAGCAGAAAAUAAGCACAUGAAUUGUGCUAGAGGGUUGACAUUCUUAAAUGUGAAAUUUUGCAUUGUGUAUGCGUUGGUGGUGCUGAUUGUAAAAUUUGCUUUUGAGAAGUAA
Molecule: messenger RNA, 1200 nt
Organism: Naegleria fowleri
Lineage: Eukaryota; Heterolobosea; Eutetramitea; Acrasida; Naegleriidae
Exons: 2
Coding region: 1-1200 (399 amino acids)
Biological process (GO): octopamine biosynthetic process; norepinephrine biosynthetic process; dopamine catabolic process
Cellular component (GO): secretory granule membrane
Molecular function (GO): copper ion binding; dopamine beta-monooxygenase activity
Source: RefSeq, a predicted model, not a curated record